GGCUUGCUUCCCCACCACCACCACCACCGCCACCACCACCACCACCACCACCACCACCACACUCUCUCUCUCUCCAGAGACAGCCAUGCGUCUCUCCCUCCUCUCCUCGCUCUCUGCGCUCCUGCUCGCCUCGCUCUGCGCUGCGCAGUCGAGCACGAACAACAGCAGCAGCAGCAGCAGCAGCAGCACGUCGAGCUCGAGCAGCAACAUCGUCAUCACCUCGCCCCAGGCCGGCGACGUGUGGUACUCCAACUCGACGAACCGCCUCGCGUGGACGGGCAACAUGCCAAGCCUGUUUAGCGUGCAAAUCCUGAACAGCAACAACCUCAUCCUCGCCAACGGCCUCUCCGUCUUCAACAACGUCCCCGCGGCCGCCGGCUCGCUGGGCGUGUCCAUCGGACAGCUUGCGCACGCUGAUGGCUACACCGUGCGCAUCUACAACGUCAACAACAUAGCCGAGCAGUACGCCGUCUCGCCCUCCUUUGCCAUCCACAACGUCAGCGCCUCUGCAGGGCCCAGCAGCAGUGUGACGCCCGGCUACGUCGUGCCUGCCUCGGCCGCCAGCAACCUGCCGAGCGGCGUGCGCUCCUCGACGAGCGGCGCGCCGAGCGCCAGCGCCAGCGGCUUUGGCACGUUCAGCGGCAGCGGCAGCGGCGGUGAGUUUUGGGUGGUGUGGCCAAAAAGGAGGGGGGCUUGCAGAAAGGCGGGGGGCGCCAUGUGGGGCUGACUCUCAUCCGUGUGUCCGAUUCAAACCCCCCCCCACAGGAAACAACGCUGCAGCCUCCAACGCAGCUGGUGCGCU
Messenger RNA from Tilletiopsis washingtonensis, 802 nucleotides. RefSeq lists its product as hypothetical. The transcript is spliced from 4 exons. The record is from RefSeq and is a predicted model, not a curated record. Lineage: Eukaryota; Fungi; Basidiomycota; Exobasidiomycetes; Entylomatales. The coding region runs from base 86 to 727 and encodes 213 amino acids.